AGCAGCAGCAGCAGCAGCUUUUCCACUCUCCCCCUCCUCUUCCUCUCUGCAGUCUCCUCUUCUGACCGCUUUUACCCACCGAGAAGAUUUUGAGGCCGUGACGUAUUUACUGACGGGGACGCGCGAGUUUUCACACCGGUGCUCCAUCUGCUUGCGAGGGCGACUAUUUGUGGAGACAAACGCGCCUCGCACUCGAGCCGCUCUGACCGUUUUCUUUCCGUUAGUGGCCGCACUUGUCACUGAACCAGCCCGCCUCUCCUUCACUUCACUCACCGGCAGAGAAGAGCAGGAGUCUUGCUCUCAGUUUGUCACUUUCACCUUGUGAGACUGUGAACUUUGUGAAAAAUAUCUAAAGUUUUUGGAAUCUUUUUUUACCCCCCCAACAUAAAAAUUGAGAUUUACGAUGCUGGAUCGCUGCAACCGAACAGUUUCAUCACUGGUCUUAAGAUGCCUGGCUUGUCUUGUGGUCACCUCUGUUGUUACUGCAGACGGUCGGGUGUUCGUGUUGGACUUGAGAAACUCUUCUGGCCCGCUGGGCUUCAGAGAUGCUGAGCGGGCGUGUGCCUCACAACAAGCUCGCUUGGCAUCAGCGGAGGAGCUCCGUCAUGCUGUGGAGGAGUGCUUCUUCUCUCCGUGCACGCGUGGAUGGCUCCACGGAGGCACAGUGGGGACCACAGUGUGUAAUAUUGUGGGCAGCGCACUGAAAGCCGUGGAUGUGAGAACAGAAAAUGUCACAGCGGACACAGCACACCUGGAAGCCUUCUGUGUCAAAGAUAAAGGUGUGCCAUGUGGAGACCCGCCGUCUUUUCCUAACGCCCGUCUGCAGGGUCACUCUGGCUUUGAGAUGGGUGACGAGCUGCUGUACACGUGCGUGCCAGGUUACGUGAUGCCCAGUGGACACAGUGCCUUCAGCCUGCUCUGUGACAGCUGUGGAGAGUGGUAUGGACUGGUGCAGAUUUGUGUCAAAGAUGAGACUGAAACUCACAUAGACUAUGAGGACAAGUACACAGAUUCUUAUGAAGAAGAAGAAGAAGAAGAAGGAGAUGAAGAACAACAACAACACCAUACUGAAAGACCAGAGGAGGCUCAUGGCGAAGUGUACGAGGAGGUACACGGAGCUGCAUACUCAGACGGGAAGAUUAGCCAGGAGCAACAAGAGACGAGCUACGGUCUUGUGGAAUAUCAAGACCGGCACGGAGAGCAUGUUGUGGAAGAGGAAAAAGACCGGGCUGUUGAAGACUUUGUAGGACACCCGACGUGGGAGCAGGAGAGGAGGCAGGUGGUGAGGAUAGAGGGUGCUACAGCCACAGAAGCACCUGUCUCUCUUCUCUCCCAGAAGCACAUGUUCUGGUUCCCCUCUGAGGCCUUUCAGGAGGAGGGACAGUCUGUGUCCACAAAUCCAGGCACCCAAUCAGCGGAGAGCAAAGAACAAGAGAGCCAAGAGAGGCACCAGCACCACGAUGAUGCCGAUGACCAUGAUCAUGAGCCAGAAAGCUACGGCGAUCGUGAGCCAGAUGGCAGAGACGAUCACGAUGACAGCCGACACUAUGAUCAAGACGACCAUGACAGUCACCACGAAGAAGACGAUCAGGACGAUGUUGUACAGCAGCAUGUCCCAGCGCAACCUGACGAUCUGGACCGAUGGGACCACCAUGACGACGACAAUGACGACCACAGUGAUCACUAUGACAUGGGAGAACAUGAAGACGAUGAAGUUCCCUAUGGCAGUCGGGAGUAUCACGAGCGAGACGAUACUUACGAUGACCAUGAAAGCUACGAGAACCACGAGGAUGAGACUGGCGAUCGUGACGCUGAUGCUCGAGAGCCCCCCGAAGUCCCCCCAAGGGAGCAUCCAGACCAUGAUGAUGAUGAUGAUGGUCAGGAGCAGUAUGAUCUAGAGGACAACAAAGACAGUCUCGCCGAACACGAUGAUCAUGUCCAUGAUGACCAUGACAGCUUUGAAGAGCAUGAGAGCCAUGAAGACGAUGGUGACGAGCAUCCACAUGUUAUCUUUUCUGUAGCGACAGAUGUGCCUCAGAACGUCACCAAGAAAGGAGCAGGAGAAAAGACAACGACAGAUGAGACCUGGCUUGAUGGCUACCCUGUCAUUCCAGUGGGGGCAGAAAAAGGAGAGUCCACAACUGAGAGCGUGAAACCAGAGCACAGAGAGAGAGGAACACUUGCCAGGACAACAGAUAGACCCAACGACGUGGAAAUUCGUAGACCUGUCCCUGACACAAUCUCACCAGAGGAACACGAAUCUCCUACUGUAGAGUCUGGUAAAGCUGGAGGGAUGGAGGUUUGGCCUGGCUACAUCCACACUCCUGCUCCGUACCCUGAACUUUUAGAGCCCUCAGACUCCACCUCAUACUCUGACACGCUUGACUAUGACACACAACAACCAGCUCCCACUGACUCCUGGCAUGGAGACCUUACCGAGCACCCGUUCCUCAAACAAGGCCCAGCUCCUCCCGUGCACGACAACGACGUCCUCUCUGGAGUGAUCGAGGAGCACAACCUGCCCGGUGAGACUGGUGAGAGGGGGGAGAUGGAGGGGGAGAUCGGGGAGACGAUCUGUAUAGGUGAUAACUGCCCUCCCCGUCCUCCAAGCUCCUCCCUCCAAGGUCCCACAGUUAUCGCCAUAAUCGUGGCAGUGUGCGCGCUAGCCGCGGCCGUCAUUGUUGGAGUGUGGUGUUACCGACGCCAGCAGCAGAAGAGCUCGAUGUAUGAGAUGAACGGGAAGGGCCAGAGUCACACCAGACACGGCCAACAGAUAGAGAUGCAGCAAAAAGUGUAAGAGCCAGGGAUGAGGAAAGAAGGACACUGGCAGAGGGCAGAGACGUUCAGGAGGAAGUGGGAUGAUUCAGAUGAAAGCAUGGCCCCUCAUGUCACCAGGAACUACUGCAUAAUUGAAGAUGUUAGAUGGGUAUGAACAAAACAACCCCCACAUUUAAAGAGCUAAACAUUUCCUCAGUGAUUCAGAAUUCAUUGGAGGACCUCUUUUCUCCUGCUUAUCAAGUCUAAGGAAAUUCUCCCACCUUUGUCAUACUUAUUCAGAAUAUUUGAAGCUCUAGUGUGUGGCGGGGGUGGUUUAGUGCCUAUGUCUGGACUGGACUCAGAUCCAGGAACUGGUAAAAAAAGAAAAAGAAAAAAGGGAUUGCAAUGAAAUGACCAGGUUCGAAAACUCCCAAGAUGGCCUGCCUGCCUGAAUAGAACUGAGACUUUAUUCUCUAAAGCUCUUGGAUUAUUGUCUGUAUUACUUUUGCUGUCAUUUAUGUUGACUUACAUUUUCAAUGUGUGCUGUUCUGGAUUUCUGGAUUUAAAUCUUUUGUUUUGUUUGCUGCAUUUAUAUAAAAAAAAAACUGAAUCCAUGUCAGUCUCUCUGAAGUUAAGAUAACUUCAGACGAUCACAGAAGCCUUGGACCGUUUGUCCCAAAAACAGAUACCUGGCUUUUGUCACACGUGCGUGAAAAAACAAUAAAAUGACAACGAUGAUGAUGAUGAUGAUGAUGGUUUAUAGUGGUAUGAGGAGAAAUAAAAGGGGAAAAGAAAAUGAAAACAAGGCUGGGAAAUGGUGAGAGUGAGAAGUAUGAUGAGAGAGACAUUUUGUGACUCUCCAGCCUCUGUUGGUUUUGACAGUCAGCUGGUGAGAAAUUUAGAUCGGGUGUCCAGACUGCAGACUCAGCCCUGUGUGUGUGUGUGUGUGUGUGAUCGAGAGAGUAUGUGAUGUGUGUGUGUGUGUGUGCACAUUUGUCUCAGGUUUGUGUAAUCCGCUCAGCGGUGCGGCGAGUUUGAAGGAGCAGAGUGGAUGCUGACAGCAUUCAGACCAGAGAUCAUACAUUGUGGUGCUGCCAUGGCAACAGACAGAAACAACCCAAAUGUUAAAGUUUGAUUAAAUGCGUGAGUUUUUGUUUAUUUUUGAUAAAAACAGAUCAACUGGAGAGAUUUGGGUUAAAAUUGGCUCCACAACAUUAUCAUAUAUCAUAUCAUAUCAGGUAUGAGGUCUUAAUGUUUCAUGGUUCAUUUUCACACUGUUCUCUCAUGAUAAAUGUUUUUAAGACAACAAUAGAAGUAGUUUGUGUUUACUUACUUAUUUUCUGACACAUUAUUUGUUGUUGA
Messenger RNA from Solea solea (common sole), 4119 nucleotides. It is a transcript of the gene susd5, whose product is annotated as sushi domain containing 5. The coding region runs from base 404 to 2797 and encodes 797 amino acids. Gene Ontology annotation, biological process: cell adhesion; Notch signaling pathway. The record is from RefSeq and is a predicted model, not a curated record. Gene Ontology annotation, molecular function: hyaluronic acid binding. The transcript is spliced from 5 exons. NCBI's taxonomy places the organism in Eukaryota, Metazoa, Chordata, Actinopteri, Pleuronectiformes, Soleidae.